This is a messenger RNA of Cololabis saira (Pacific saury), 567 nucleotides long. Its product is annotated as cytochrome c oxidase subunit 6A, mitochondrial-like. Gene Ontology annotation, molecular function: enzyme regulator activity. Gene Ontology annotation, cellular component: mitochondrial inner membrane. Gene Ontology annotation, biological process: mitochondrial electron transport, cytochrome c to oxygen. The transcript has 3 exons. The record is from RefSeq and is a predicted model, not a curated record. The coding region runs from base 29 to 364 and encodes 111 amino acids. NCBI's taxonomy places the organism in Eukaryota, Metazoa, Chordata, Actinopteri, Beloniformes, Belonidae.
CUCGUCUCCUCCCAAUCCAAAAAGCAACAUGGCGGCUCUCGGACGGCUCUCUCAGCUCCUGCUCCGGUCUCCUCUGGCCCAGACUCGGCGUCAGCUCUCUGCCGUCGCCGCAGAGCACGGCGAGCAAGCAGCUAAAACAUGGAAAAUCCUCACUUUUGUCAUUGCCCUGCCUGGCGUUGCCGUAUGCAUGUUGAACAUGUAUCUGAAAGAGCAGCAGCAUAGCCACGAGCAGCCAGAAUUUGUCCCAUACUCCCACCUUCGCAUUCGCUCCAAGCGUUUCCCCUGGGGAGAUGGCAACAAAUCCCUCUUCCACAACCCACAUUUGAAUGCCCUUCCUAAUGGUUACGAGGGACAUGAGGACUAAACCUCUUCCACGUGUCACAACUGGCUCAAGUCCUCUCUCUGCAUUUGUUUCUGGACCACACACUCAUUUACAGUUUACUUUCUCUUUACUCUACCGCGUCUACCCCAGUGCUCUUCACAUGGGGCACCUGAAUUAAUAAUUCCAAUGCUCUGGACCAUUAAACACAAUGUGAGCUUAACAUAAAUAAAGUAACUAUUACCUCA